Molecule: messenger RNA, 357 nt
Organism: Sungouiella intermedia
Lineage: Eukaryota; Fungi; Ascomycota; Pichiomycetes; Serinales; Metschnikowiaceae
Source: the annotation of a GenBank genome assembly
AUGGCUCCAAUUACCACCAAGAACACUCAGGCUGCUAAGAAGUUCGUCGUUGACACUUCUGCUCCAGUUGAGAACGGCGUUUUCGACCAGGAGGCUUACGUCAAGUACUUGGUUGAGCACAUCAAGGUCGAGGGUAUCAUCGGUAACUUGGGUGAGGAGAUCUCCAUCUCCGAGGAGGGCAACAAGGUCAUUGUUGUUUCCACCGCCAAGUUCUCCGGUAAGUACUUGAAGUACUUGACCAAGAGAUUCUUGAAGAAGAACCAGCUUAGAGACUGGAUCAGAUUUGUUUCUGUCAAGAAGAACCAGUACCAGUUGCAGUUCUACUCCAUCGCUGAGGAGGAGGAGGACGAAGAGUAA